Messenger RNA from Gregarina niphandrodes, 561 nucleotides. RefSeq lists its product as hypothetical. The transcript has 2 exons. The annotation marks the transcript as partial. The record is from RefSeq and is a predicted model, not a curated record. NCBI's taxonomy places the organism in Eukaryota, Apicomplexa, Conoidasida, Eugregarinorida, Gregarinidae.
AUGGGAAAUCGGGCGAGUAAGGAGGAUGUUGAUAUUCCUCUAGUAUCUAGGUUGAGGGAUCAGAUUGUGGCUCGAAGUUCUGUGCAGACUCGAAGCUAUAAGAUUCCACGAGGAUUGAUGGAGAGUAGUUCGAAGGACAAGUUGGGUUCAGUGACGGUUUCAUAUUCCGAGUUUAAUAAGAACAAGUUACCUGUAAUGUUUUACCCGACUGUAAUAAUGCGGUUUCUACCAUUGGUACUAGACGAAUUGCCUGUAUUGAUGGAGAUAUGUUGUACUUGGUUUGUGUGUUUGCACGAUGCUGUAAUGCUGCAGUAUAGCAAGCGGAUUCUAUCUGGAUUCGUGCGGACAUAUCGGCGGCAUUUGUUGUUUACCAAUGCGACAUUAAGUGUGCAAAAACUACACACGUCAGAUGCAGGCAGCAAACGUGUCGACUUAAUGAUCUAUGCCAAAGUCCUGCCCUCGCUCCUAGGCGGGCUAUUCAGCAACAGCAACGUCGUCGAACUCCGGUAUAUCAGCGAAUACUACCACGACCCCAAGGACAAGGACGGAAGGACAAGGACC